ACACACACACACACACUAACCCACCCCCUGUGAUGACAAACCCUCCAUUGCUCGGCGGCAUGUCUGUCUGGGCGAUGUGAUCUAAAACCGAUCCCGUGCCGACGAUGCGUUGACGGAGAUGCGAAAGGUGAACAAAUAAGACGGUUUGUCCUCCGCGGCGGGAUGAAGAAUGAGCGACGAUAAACGCGCGGAGAGGAAUCCGAGUCAACAUAAUCCCUGCGAGCAGCGGGGGGAGGCGGGACGGGGACGAUGAGGACCGCUAUGGCUUCGAUGAAAACAUUAUUCCCGUGUCUGCUCUGGGGGCUCCAGUGCGUUCUGUGUCGCGACGUGUUCCUUCCCCCUGGCACGCUGUACCGCGUGGCGGGGUUCCCCCUCUCCCUGCCCUGCGCCGUCUCCGGAUACGACGGCCCGCGCACGCAGGACUUUGAGUGGUUCCUCAUCAGAGACGACGCCGAAGGGAGGCAGAUGGGAGUGGUGUCCACCAGGGACGAGGGCUUCCCUUACGCCCCUUUCCAGGCCCGGGUGAAGAGCGGGGAGGUGAGGGUCGAGAGGGACUCGGGCGACAAAGUCCGGCUGGUGAUCCAGAGGCUGCGAGCGGAUGAUCAGGGGAAGUAUGAAUGCUACACGCCCAGCACGGACACCACCUACCAGGGGAACUACAGCACCACCGUGCCUGUCAAAGUGAUCCCUGACACGCUGCAGAUCAGCUUCUCCCGCUCGCUCAGCGGGCAGCCCGUGCCCGAGGGCGCCGAGUUAACGCUGACCUGCUCAGCCGGCAUCCAAUCGGAGCAGCUCACCCAUCUGUCCGUCACGUUCGGGAAGCGCGGCGAGGCCGGGGAGGCUUCGGAGAGCGGCGUCGGCGUCCGAGAGGUCAUCUCCAUCGACAAGCUGCUGGCCGUCGUCCCCGGGCCCGCGUACAGGAAGCGCUACGAGGAUGGAGAGAUCACGCUGGAGAAGAGGAACGGGGAGGCCGGCGUGGACGUGUACGUGAUGAAGAUGAGAGCGGUGCGGCCGCCGGACACCGGCGCGUAUUUCUGCGAGGCCUCCCAGUGGAUUCGAGACCCCGAUCGAUCGUGGCAGAAGAUCGCACAGAGGACGCUGGAUAUUGGCAACUUGACCGUUCAGCGACUAGCGGAGUCCCUGAGCAUAACGUCCUCGCCCAAGGGGGAGGUGACGCUGCAGGUCGGGUCCCCUCUCAUCCUGACCUGCGAGGUGUUGGGCCUGCCGUCCGAAGUGAGCUCGGGCCUCCUGGUCCAGUGGACGAAGAAGGGGUCAGAAAGCGGCGGCGUGGCUGGUAGCGGUGGAGUCGAGGUGGAGGUGGCCCGGAUGAGCCCGAACGGCGUUGUGAGCUGGGGGGAUGACCUCAGCCGGGCGAGCGGGGGCUCCAUGGAGAAAGUGGCCGAGGGGAGGUACUCGCUGAAGCUGUUCUCGGCCCGGCCCUUGGACUCGGGGGUGUAUCGGUGUGUGGUGAGUGUGUAUGCCGGGGAAAGGAACCCUGGAGUUUCUACCCCUGCAACGCUCACCCAGAGGUCCGAGGGAGUCACUGUCAACCUCAAGAGCAAAGAUGUGCUCGUUGCCGCUGUGGCUCAUCUACCUCGAGGCCCCCUUUUAAAAAGAGGCAGUACCAUCACCCUCAUCUGUAACGCCACGGUGACGACCACAGGUCCCGCCCAGGCACAGGUGCAGUGGCUGCGCUGGCCGAUCCCCGAACGAGGCGGCAAGAAGAUACCGAGCCCAGCAUUCGAUGUCACUCUACCGGACCCGUCCGUGCAGAAAAGGCCCAUACUGGUAGCUGCCCUCAUGUACGACGGCGUCGCAAAGAUCUACACCAACGGCAGCGAGGUCAGCGUAGAGCGCCUGUCGGCCGGCAGCUACAGGCUGAGGGUCCACGCGGCGACAAUGGAGGAUCAGGGCGUCUACGUGUGUCACGCCCAGGCGUUCGGCCAGGACCCUCAUGGCGGCUGGUACAACACGGGGGCCAAAGCCGAGUCCAAUGCGGUGACUGUUUACCUGUAUGCCAGAGCUGCCGACCUCGUCCUGAUCCCGUUGGUUAUCGGAGUCUCCUCUUCCUUGUUUGUGGGCAUCGUCAUCAUCGCUACGGUGACCUGCUGCUUCAUGAAGCGACUAGCCAGGCAGAGGGCUAUAAAAUAGAUGUUCGCAGUCUCCGUCUGUCGGAAAUCUGAAUGUUCGCAAAGACGCACAAAAAGAGGUAAUACACAGAACACAGUGGUUCAAAUAGCAGGGGAAAAUGAAGUGAAAGAUGACUCGCCCUGUUUAUUUUCUUUUUGCUGUAUUUUGACAAACCUGUUUAAUGUCCAAUGCCAAAAUAAUCGUAAUAAUAGUUUUUUUAUUUUCUUGUAUUUUUAUAUUCAAAUGGUCUCUGACCAAAUUUUAGUGUUUGCUCCACCUCACAGCCACAGGCGUAAUAUUCUAGAUUUUUGAGGCCACUAUCAAAUUGUAGAAAUACUUUUUCUAUGUUAGCUUAACCCAUUGCUUUGUUCAAAUGAAGAAGUGAAAAAUACACACGCUUUUAAAAGACCAGGUCAAAGGCGCCUAAGGUACUGCAGGUAUUUUGAGGAACCUCGUGGAUCCGAGCAAACAGAAGUCACACCUGUGAUUGUUACAAUAUAAAAAAGGCUUCUCCGCCUGUAAUAGCUCUAUUUUCACAUAAAGAAUAUACUGUGUUUUCACAAAGGGUCGGUUGUUUUCCAGUGGUUCUCUCCCUCUCCCUGCAUGUAUUUUUCUAAAUGUCUGUGCAUGGUUAAGCCUCUAGCACUGCCACUGACAGUCACAUGAAUGCUGAUGGGAGCAGUUCAGUGUCCAGAAGCUUAAUCUGAGCAGGAACCUUCCACCGCCUGCAGCCCAGCAGCACUCUGCACGUAAACAAAGUCUCUGUCUGUUACUUAAUAAGGAAGGCGCUGGCCGGCGGCAGGAUGAUGCCACGGCCAAUUGAAUAUCACUUCUAAACACAAGAAUUCUUUGCUUGCGAUACUGCGUGCUGAAGUGAGUUUUCCAUACGGACUUAUGUAGAUUUGACGAGGCGAAAUGGUAGAGUUACCCGUUAUGCACUGAGCUAAAAUAUGUAAAUAUUUUGUGGGGUUUAGCUGUUUUAUUUUUUCUUAAUGUGAGUAAGACCACGCUUUCUUUUACAAAGCACCAGUGUUAAGCAUUCUGCAACAGUCUGCUCUUAUGAAGCACUCUGAGACAUGGGACUGAGUUCAUUUGUUCUUAGACAUUAACUCAGACAGAAAAAAAUCAUAUUUGUCCUAUUUGUGAUGCUGAAAAACUGAAAAAAACAUUGUUUCACACCGAUUAGGUAACUUGUCCCCAAUGUUUAAAUCUCCUCAGCAGCACAGUCAUGUGACAUAGUUUAGUGGAGUGACACUCACAUCAUCGCCAUGUACCGGAGUCAUUGUGACUGCUGCUGACGGAUUCACUGUGUCUGCACACUGCGAAAUGCAUCCUUUUCUUCCUGUGCAAAUUAAAACAUGAAAAGUCGAAUUUGUUGUUAACCAGCUCGUGGGCAGUUCCUUUCUCCUGCUUUGAAUCUGUUUGCAUUGACUUACACUCUGCUGUCUCAGUCAGUCUUUACUGUCUGUCUCCUGGUGGGUUUUUCAAUGUGAGAGUCCCUUUAAAUCUGCUUGUCCUCCCUAUCUUGUGCGCUAUAAACCCCCCCUGUUUUAUAAAUCUCGUUCACAACCAAUAGGGAAUAAAACCACAGAUCUGCUUGCUUCCCGAGCCACUUUGUUCCAGAUCAACUACUCAAAGCUGAUUUGUUCCCCCACAUAUUCGACACACAUGAUUAUAUAGUUACAUGCACAAAUGCACAUGCACCAACAGUGCAGCAGCAGCGCUGGCUGGUAUGUCAGAUGCAAAUAAGUGAGUAUCUGCGUGCUCAUCUCUAAUCCCUGUUCAUGGCGGCAGUUUGUGUCCUGCUGCCCUUCCCCCUCUCUCUCUCUCUCUCUCUCUCUCUCUCGCUCUCUGUGUGUCUCUGACGCAGCGCCAGUUUGGCUCGUGUUUUGAUUCAUUUCUAAUCUCUGUUCACUGAGAAAUACAGCUGACUGUAAGAAGUGCAGCACACGGCGUGCAAAGCAGCUGUAACGAGUUGUGCUUUUGUUUGAGGAUACAUGUUAAACCCUUUUUAUGAAGGUGUUAUGUUUUGACUGUUUACUCAUGCUUUAAAACCACUGUUCCUGAAUGCAUGGAUUGAAAUAUACAAAAAGGCUGGUUAUUGCUGAGUUUCUGAUGGUGCUUUGGCAGACCUGCCAGUUGAAAAAAACAAUAAACCACUCUGGGUUUACAAGA
Messenger RNA from Gasterosteus aculeatus aculeatus (three-spined stickleback), 4305 nucleotides. It is a transcript of the gene igsf8, whose product is annotated as immunoglobulin superfamily, member 8. The record is from RefSeq and is a predicted model, not a curated record. Lineage: Eukaryota; Metazoa; Chordata; Actinopteri; Perciformes; Gasterosteidae. Gene Ontology annotation, cellular component: membrane.